AUGUUUAAAAAGGACAUAUCCUCGGCGCCCAAGUCCAAGCUCAAGUCCUCCGUCCAACGGUCCCUGCGCGGGUCCCUCCUCUCGACCUACCCGCUCCUCAAUCCCUACAUCGAUGAGGUCCUCCCCAAGAAGGCCUCCCUCGAGCAGAUGAAGCUGCCUGACCGUGCAUCUCUGUACGUCAUCGACGGCGAGCCUGUGUUCUUCCAGCAUGACGGCGGCACCCUCCUCCCACACCUGCGGCUCGUCCACCGCUUCCCUGCCGCCUUCCCCACCGUACGCAUAGAUCGUGGCGCCAUCCGCUUCGUGCUGAGCGGGGCCACUCUCAUGGCGCCGGGUCUGACGAGUAAAGGCGGCCGCCUGCCGGAGCCGCGUGAUGGGGACGAGGGCGUGGAUGAGGACGGCCGCUGGAGCCGUGAGCUGGACAAGGAGGAGCCCGUGGUCAUCACGGCGGAGGGCAAGGAGCAUGCGUGUGCCGUGGGCCUGCUGGUCGCUGGGACGAAGGAGGUGAAGGAGAAGGGCAAGGGCCCGGUGGUCGAGGAGGCGCAUUUCCUCGGUGACGGGCUGUGGAAGCUGAACCUGGACUGA
Cryphonectria parasitica EP155 is the source of this 585-nucleotide messenger RNA. RefSeq lists its product as uncharacterized. Bases 1 to 585 code for a protein of 194 amino acids. Gene Ontology annotation, molecular function: RNA binding. The record is from RefSeq and is a predicted model, not a curated record. Gene Ontology annotation, biological process: formation of translation preinitiation complex. The transcript is spliced from 2 exons. NCBI's taxonomy places the organism in Eukaryota, Fungi, Ascomycota, Sordariomycetes, Diaporthales, Cryphonectriaceae.